AUGACAUCUACUUCAUAUCGCGUUGAACUCGCAACUACUGCACGAGCUGGAUGCAAUAAUAUGGAAUGUAAAGAUGCUGGUAUUAAGAUUCAAAAAAAUGAAUUGAGACUCGGUACUUGGGUUGAGAUCAGAGACUAUGGAGGUUGGCAAUGGAAACAUUGGGGAUGUGUCACUGGAAAACAACUCGAAAAUAUGAGAAAUUACCUUGAAGAUGGUAAGGGUGGUUAUAUGUGGGAUAAGCUGGAUGGUUAUAAUGAUGGUGGAAAGGGUAGUUUGGAUGAUCAUCCUGAAAUGCAGGAGAAGGUCAGAAGAGUUGUUACUCAAGGAUUUAUUGAUCCCGAAGAUUGGAAAGGGGAUCCAGAAAUGAAUACACUUGGCAAAUCAGGAACUCGCACCGUCGAAUCAAAGAAAAAGUUCAAGGAGCAGAAAUCAGCCGACAUGGGUAGUCUAACUGAAAUUCAAGCAAAAUGGGACGAAGCCCUAAGAGAGAAAGAGCUAUUGGUUAAAGAUGGGAAGGAGAAUGGUAUGAAACUAAAGGCUCUAAAUAAGAAGAUUGAGGAGUUUUCGAAGGAAAUGGACCGUCGUCGCAAGGAAGAAGAGAAACAAAAGGCGUAUAGAGAAAGUAGUGCGGUUAAAGCUGAGAGCGCUAAUACACCAAAGAAGAGAAGUAGAGUGAAGAAAGAAGAUAUUGAUGAGGAAGAACAAGAGGACGAAAAACCUGUAAGGAAGAAGAGAGGUGGGAAAGUUAAGAAGGAAGAGGAUUCCGAAGAAGAGGUUAUGCCAGUUAAGAGAGCUCGUGGAAAAAAGAUUGCGGUUAAAAAAGAAGAGGAUGAGAAACCUGUGAAGAAGAAGAGAGGUGGAAAAGUUAAGAAGGAAGAGGAUUCCGAAGAGGAGGUUUUGCCAAUUAAGAAAGCUCGUGGAAAAAGAGUUGCGGUUGAGAAGGAAGAAGAGGAUGACGACGACGAAGAAGAGGAAGCAGCCAAACCCGUUCCCGUUAAGGAAUCUCGUGCCAAGAAACCAGUCAUCAAAAAGGGAGUCAAGGAGGAAGAUGACGAUGAGGAUGAAAUCUUAACCAAAUCAGCUCCAGCCGCGAAGAAAGGCCGCAAGAACUCGAAGAAAGUUAAGGAGGAACCUAAAUCAGAAACUCCAGAUCUAGUUUCUGAUGAUGAUACUUCCAAGAAUCAGAAAGCUGAACCUCUUGAUGAGGAGAUGAAGGAUGAGGAAGAUGAAGAAGAGGUUAAGCCUGUAAAGAAGACUAGAGGAAGACCAGCAAAGAAGACAAGAGCUUGA
Molecule: messenger RNA, 1290 nt
Organism: Sclerotinia sclerotiorum 1980 UF-70
Lineage: Eukaryota; Fungi; Ascomycota; Leotiomycetes; Helotiales; Sclerotiniaceae
Exons: 5
Coding region: 1-1290 (429 amino acids)
Molecular function (GO): zinc ion binding; DNA binding
Source: RefSeq, a predicted model, not a curated record